Megalopta genalis is the source of this 5170-nucleotide messenger RNA. RefSeq lists its product as uncharacterized. The record is from RefSeq and is a predicted model, not a curated record. NCBI's taxonomy places the organism in Eukaryota, Metazoa, Arthropoda, Insecta, Hymenoptera, Halictidae.
AUCGUCUCACGUCGGUCGCUCUCCGGCCUCAUGCAUCCUUGAGCUUAACGCCGCGGCUUCGAUACUUUCCUCGGCUUCGGAAGAGAGAAACCAAAAUAAAAAAGAAACAGAAAAGAAGGUUCACAUCUCUCGAGAGGACUUCCGGUUGCAGGUGUGACUCUUCGGGAACGGUUGCCGAAAUGACGUUAGCCCCACGGUGAAAAAAAAAACACUUGGGAUUGCAAAGAGUGCCUCCUACCCCUUGCUGGAUUAGUAACGUUUCCGCGUCUGAAGUGUUUUGCCGGAAGUAGUUGUGAAGAGACUGACUUCGUUUCCCGUUGAGAUCAGUUUUUUAUGAAGAAAUGGAGAGUACCGCUGCGCUACUUCUGCUCUUCGUUGCCUUAGCUCUGCGAGGCUGCAACGGUGCCGGAUGCGGUUACCCUGGCGCACCUGCACACAGCAGCGUCCGCUUCACGGGAACAGGUGCUCAAGACGUCGUAGACGAAGGGGACGCCCUUCUUAAGGACACCAUGUUCCUCGAGGGCACCGUGGCCACGUACUCUUGCGAGCGUGGCUUUGAACUGCUUGGUCCUGCACGAAGACAGUGUCAGGCCGAUGGCUCCUGGUUACCCGAAGGGGUACCAUUUUGCGUUUUAAAUGUUGCGGGAGGUAAAGCGCCGAUGCAAUCUAGCAGUUCAGAAGGUGGAAUUCCGCAACGAGCAGUAGACGGUAGCAGUGGACAAAUUUAUACACCCCAAACUUGCACCUUAACGAGGCCGGAACUUAGGCCGUGGUGGUACGUGAAUUUGCUCGAACCAUACAUGGUGCAGCUCGUCCGGCUAGAUUUUGGAAAACCAUGUUGCGGCGAUGGGGUACCCGGAACAAUUGUCGUUCGUGUCGGUAAUAACCGUCCAGACUUGGGAACCAAUCCAAUUUGCAAUCGCUUCACCGGGUCCCAAGGAGAAGGACAACCAUUAUUUCUGCCUUGUAAUCCACCGAUGCCCGGAGCUUUCGUGUCCGUACACCUGGAGGCAAACACGCCGACACCUACACCGGUGCAGCUUUCUCUCUGCGAGGUUUUCGUUUAUACCGAUCAGGCUCUCCCCAUAGAGAGGUGUCCACAAUUUAGGGACCAGCCACCGGGCUCAACGGCAACAUACAACGGAAAAUGUUACAUUUUCUAUAAUCGUCAGCCAAUGGUGUUUAGAGAAGCAUUGGCGUUUUGUCGUGCACGGGGCGGUACCUUGGUGGACGAAAGUAAUCCUGCGCUGCAGGGAUUUAUCUCCUGGGAACUGUGGAGACGCCAUAGGAGCGACACAUCGAGUCAGUACUGGAUGGGCGCGGUAAGGGAUCAGAAAGAUCGAUCGGUUUGGAGAUGGACGGAAAGCGGAGAUGAGGUUUCAGUUUCAUUCUGGAGCUUACCUCAAGGCACGGAAGAGGAUUGCGCUCGAUACGACGGCAGCAGAGGCUGGCUAUGGUCUGAUACACCUUGUACGGCUCGAUUAAAUUUCAUCUGUCAGCAUCAACCACGUGCGUGCGGUCGCCCAGAACAACCGCCGAAUUCGACAAUGAGCGUGAUCACAGCGACGGAUCGAAAUUCAGCGAGCGUUUACGAAGUUGGAGCAACGGUAGAGUACACCUGUAACGCGGGCAGCCUUCUUAUAGGACCGUCGACCCGUACCUGCCUGGACACCGGCUUCUACAACGAGUUCCCGCCGGUGUGCAAAAGCAUCGAAUGUGGCUAUCCGGCGAGCAUAAAACACGGUGGCUACACACUUAUCAACAAUACCGUUACUUAUCUAAGCCAGGUGCUUUAUUCCUGCGAGGAAGGAUACGAGAUGACUGGCCGAGCAAGACUGACUUGCGACAUCGAUGAACGUUGGAACGGACCACCGCCUCGUUGCGAGCCGAUUCUCUGCGAUCCUCCAACACCUGUUCCCCACAGUUACAUUCAAAUAGAUGAAAUAGACGAGACUGAGACGAUAUCAGGAAAGGCGGGUUUGAAUCGAAGUUUACUCGUAGGCAGCAUCGUCACAUACACUUGUGAAAAAGGUUACAGGCUCACUGGAUUUAGGCAGAUACUGUGUCUGCCUACUGGAUUAUACGAUCAUGUCGCACCAACGUGUACAGAGGAACCGCGAACAACGGUAACAGUUCCUCCAAGGAUAACAGUGCGACCAACAACAGCAAGGACACGACACACAUUCCUGCCGCCAAAGGUGCGUUCUACCACUACCAAGAGCACAACCACUGUCGCUCCACCUCGAAAGAUAGCCAGUACAGGCGAAUUGCCAGCGACGGUCAGAGAGACGGUCCCGAGAAAACCGAGUGUAGGUCUGCAGAGGCCAACAGCCCCGCCUCCAGCUAUCCUGAACGGCGACAGCAGUGAUCAUCCGCAGGACAAUGAGAUUUCCGGCAGCGGUGUGGAUAAUGCACAAAUCGGUAUCGGAUCCGGCGUGCCGGAACCAUCCGGACCGUACAGAAUAAACAACACGGAUCAACCAAACAACACCCAUCAGGCGAAGCUAAACCUGGGUGCUGUGAUUGCUCUAGGUGUUUUCGGUGGCUUCGUGUUCCUCGCCGCAGUGAUUACCACAGUUGUGAUACUCAUACGCAGAAAUCGUGGUGGAAGCAGCAAGCACUAUAGGCACCGUGCAUCUCCAGAUUGCAACACUGUAGCCAGUUUUGGUAGCAGUUCUUCCGAAAGUCGAGGUGGUCUGAAUCGAUACUAUCGACAAGCUUGGGAGAAUCUGCACGAAACUGCAGGCCAAAAAGCUGGUCAUCCUCCGCUUCGUCGCAAGGAAACCCUGGAUGAACCAGGCUACCGAGAGAACUAUCGUGGUAAUAGCAACAACACCGAGAGAGACGGCUCAGAAUUGGUGAUUAGCGACGUGGCCACGUAUCCGUCCAGCAAACACGCGAGUAUUUCCGACAAGAAACGUCAUCAUCAUCACCAUCACCAUCACCAUGGUAACUCUACACCUGAGUGGAGGCAGUCUCAAUCGCAUCACAGAUACUGAACACCGGUUUUCGUAGAUAGGAACCUCAUUUAUUAGAAAUUCGGUGAAUCAAUACUCUAGCGAAUCACGAUUGGAUUACGUGGAAGCUUUUACAUUAAUUACUAGCUCUGGCAAAAAGCUGUUAAUCGACUGGUGACUUGAAGCUAACUGAAAAUAAUUAUAUCUUGCGGUAAUGUUAAUUUUGUGUAAGGUAAAUGAUAAAGUAACAAACAAUUUUGUUUAAGAAAAGGUAGAACAGAAUAUUGUUUGGAGUAAAAUGUUUUGUCAAUAACUGGUUAAAGUUGUUACAUAAAAACAUUUUUACAAGCAACAUUUUAUUCUGUUUGUCUAUCCUUUUUACUAUUUGGCCAUUUUUGUUAUUUCAUUAUUUAUUUUAUGCAAUAUGUGAAUAUAUAUAGUAUUAUAAUAGUACUUUACACCUCUAAGGUAUCAUUACAUUUAGGUAGUUUCAUAUUACUGUGACCAAUUAAAGAUGGUUUGCUAGGGAAAAUACGUGAAUUCUGCAAUAGAAUUUCUAGAAACGUGGUGAAUGAUGAAAUAUUGCGUAGGAAACUUUCAGCGCGAUUUGUGGACAAGAUAUAGAAUGAAAUCGUCCUACAAUUAUUAUUCUGUUAUACAGUAAAUUAUUUACUACCACAUUGUUAUCUAAUGUAAAUACAGUAUAUGCAGUAGUAUAAGUAAGAGAAGGAGAGUUGUUCGCUGAUGUUGGAGGAUCACUAGUUGAUCAAAGAACAUGCCAAAAAAUGAAAAUAAUUACUAAUUACUGAUCAAACGAUUUCUAAGAGAUAUUUAUAGGGAUUCUUUGUUACAACCAUAUUUCUCAUAGUAUGAUGUUCAUAAAAAUUUUGUACUCGACGCACUGAAAAAUCUGAUAUGGGCACCUUGGCCUCACCUUUAAGAAGUUAAAGUAAUUUCUUGCAGCAACACAAGAUAUUUAAGAGAAGUGUCGUUAAGGAAAGGUUGAUGCUGUCCAUUUCAGAACCAAAAUCGAUGUAGCUGUGGUGCUUAUAUAAGAAUAUAAAACAUGAUUUAAAUCAAAGUUGACGAUACUGAUUUAUUUAUAUAUACAUAGUAUUGAUACGUUUUAUCUUAACCAGUUCAAUAUUGUCGAAACUACGAUUAGGGAAUGAUAUCUUCUUAUUCAUUGACUGAAGUAAGAUAUUUUCAGAAUAAGUUUGUACAUGUAUUUAAUAUCUUUGUAAUCCGCAAAAAAUUGUAAUAGUGCCAUUAUGGGCAAACUUGUUUAAUAUAUUUACACAUAUGUUCUUGUCAUUUAACAUAGCACAGGAUGACUAAUGCUGGUAAACAUCUAAUGUUAGGUUAGUCUCGUUAAUGCACAGAAAUAUGACCGAAAAAUAUUUAUGUAGCCUGAUUGUUAACAGUGAUAUUUAAGCAAUAUAUAAAGAAAUAAAAACUUGAAUUUUUUAACAAAAUUCUUGAAAUAAUUUUAAUCAUUGUUUGUAUUUUGUAUCACUAAAAACUAGGAAAGAAAAUCCGCGUAUCAUUAAGCAGUCUCACUUAUAUUACAUUGAAAACUUAAGAUAUAUUAAUUACCCAAGCCAUUGAGCAAGCAGUUGUGCAAUCUCAACUCUGGCUUUCUUUAAAUCAGGUAAAUCAUUUUCGGAUGGAGGAUACAUAUUUGCACAAUGAGCAGUACCUGUACAUUUUACAAAUAAAUAAUUCAAUAAAUCGAUAAUUUAUAAAGUUUGCACAUGUAAAAUAUCUGAUGUCUACAUACCAUUGAUGUAAAUGGCAGGUGCUUGUGGAACAAAUGACUUUGUAAUUCCUAACACAUGCCAAGGGUCCACUGAUCCAUGUACAAACACUACAUUUGUAACUUCCAAAUCUAGUGCACCGUAUAAAGUGUUUGUUCGCUCUAUUGCCGACUUUAACAAAUCAAUAUUGUACCUAUUGGGAAAUAAAGUUUAAAUUAUUCUGUAUAGUAAUAAAAAGUAUUAACAAUUGUACAUGACCGAACCUGGGUCCAAAUACAUCGGUACACUGUUGUAUAAAGAAAUCUACUGGAAAAGUGUUACUGAAUAAAUUCGAUUGCGCAGUAGAACUUUGGAAGAACCCAAACUCUGUGCACGUUUGAUACAUCCAUUGACGUCCUGAAAGAAUGUAAUUAUAAUAUGAAAAAAAAGAAAUAUAUUUAAAAAAAAAAUAGUAAA